Molecule: messenger RNA, 2973 nt
Organism: Elaeis guineensis (African oil palm)
Lineage: Eukaryota; Viridiplantae; Streptophyta; Magnoliopsida; Arecales; Arecaceae
Source: RefSeq, a predicted model, not a curated record
UGCCUAAUGAGUCUACGCUACUCUUCUUCCAGAUUCCCAACUACCUCACGCCACCGGCGCUUUUAAGACCAGACAUUCCCCCAGGCUCUCUGCUCUUGUCUCACUCCCUCGACGCUUCCACUAGCUUAGCCUGACUCCAUUAUCCAUAUUUCGUAUAGCAUAGAUGCAGGAUCCAACGACCUUCAUCUCGUAAACGAGAAGCUCAUCAGCCUUCCAUCUUGGGAGACGGUUGUCUAUAUAUAUAGAAGUAGAAGCGUUGGAGUCGGAAUAAAGGAUUGUCUUCGAGUUGCAACGGUUUUCUUUUCUCUUGUAGUGCGAGGGGGGCUUCGCUUUGCAGCUAAAUAUGAUUUGGCAUAUCUGAGUUGAUCGGAGGGGUCUUUUUCUCAGUACCAAUGGAGCUAUUUCUUCUUUCCUACAGCUAUGCUCAUACUGCAUUUGCAAGAAUUUGGUUUUGGCUUCUGCUAGUACUCUUUUUUCACAACUGCAGGGGAACUCUCUCAGAUUCAACAUACUUGAUUGGGGUUGGGAGCUAUGACAUAACAGGACCUGCAGCUGAUGUCAACAUGAUGGGGUAUGCUAAUGCCGAGCAGACUGCAUCUGGAAUUCAUUUCCGGCUAAAGGCCCGCUCAUUCAUUGUUGCUGAGCCUGAGGGGAACCGUGUGGUGUUUGUGAAUCUUGAUGCUUGCAUGGCAUCCCAACUUGUUACCAUCAAAGUGAUUGAAAGACUCAAGUCAAGGUAUGGAGGCAUUUACAAUGAACAAAAUGUUGCCAUCAGUGGCAUUCAUACUCAUGCUGGACCUGGGGGUUAUCUUCAAUAUAUUGUGUAUAUUGUAACAUCUCUUGGAUUUGUAAGGCAAUCAUUUGAUGUCAUUGUUGAUGGCAUCGAGAAAAGUAUUAUACAAGCUCAUGAAAACCUCCGACCUGGAAAUAUCUUUGUGAAUAAAGGAGAGCUCCUGGAUGCUGGUGUCAAUCGCAGUCCUAGUGCCUACCUAAAUAAUCCUGCUGCUGAGCGCAGCCAAUACAAGUACAAUGUUGAUAAAGAAAUGACUCUGCUGAAGUUUGUAGAUGAUGAAUGGGGUCCAGUUGGAAGUUUUAACUGGUUUGCAACUCAUGGAACUUCCAUGAGUCGCACAAACUCCUUGAUAAGUGGAGACAACAAAGGAGCUGCUGCACGUUUCAUGGAGGACUGGGCUGAACAAAAGGGUUUUCCUAAAGGAAUCAACAGCAUAUACCAUGAUGCUUUUGGGGUUGGCAGCAAACCAAAGCGAAGAGUCUCUCGCAUAAUUCCUCAGCCACAUGAGAACUUCAAUGAGUUACAGCAACUAGCAUCCUCCUUCCAGGCAUCAGGUGGAAGGUUAUUAGCAAGUUCUUUGAGUGUCUCACAGCGUGUCCGGAGUGAUCAGGACACUGGACUCCCUUGUGAUUUCAACCACAGUACCUGCAAUGGGAAAAAUGAACUCUGCUAUGGCCGUGGCCCAGGAUACCCAGACGAGUUUGAAAGCACGCGCAUCAUCGGUGAAAGGCAAUUCAUCAAAGCUAUGGAUCUCUUCAGUGCCGCAUCUGAGCAAGUAAAAGGGAAGGUUGAUUAUCGCCACACUUACAUAGAUUUCUCCCAGCUUGAGGUUAACCUUCCUUCAAGUAGGGGAGUUCAGGAUGUGAUCCAAACAUGUCCAGCAGCGAUGGGAUUUUCUUUUGCUGCAGGAACCACUGAUGGCCCUGGCGCAUUUGAUUUCAAGCAAGGGGAUAAUAAGGGUAAUCCUUUCUGGAAAUUAGUGAGGAACUUACUGAAAACACCAACUAAGGAGCAAAUUGAAUGUCAGAAGCCAAAGCCUAUUUUACUUGAUACCGGUGAAAUGAAGCAACCAUAUGAUUGGGCGCCUUCGAUACUUCCAAUCCAGAUAAUCCGAAUAGGACAAGUGGUCAUCCUCUGUGUACCUGGAGAAUUCACAACAAUGGCUGGGAGGCGUCUCCGAGAUGCGGUGCAAACAGUACUUACUAGUGGUGGCGCUGGUGAAUUUGGUAGCAAUAUUCACAUUGUUAUUGCUGGGUUGUCGAACACAUACUCUCAAUAUGUGACCACCUUUGAGGAAUACCAGAUCCAAAGAUAUGAGGGAGCAUCGACAUUAUAUGGUCCACAUACAUUGAGUGCCUACAUUCAGGAAUUCAAGAAGCUUGCUUCUGCACUUAUCAGUGGUCAAAAUGUCCCACCAGGCCCACAACCUCCAGAUCUCCUGGACAAGCAAAUCAGCUUGCUCCCUGGAGUUGUGGUGGAUACAACUCCUAUUGGUGUGAAGUUUGGGGAUGCCAGUACUGAUGUUCCUGAGAAUUCUACAUUCAAGCCCGGCGACAUGGUGACAGCCACAUUUUGGUCUGCUUGCCCUAGGAAUGACCUCCUAACUGAUGGUACAUUUGCUCUUGUGGAGAUCUUAGAUGGUAGCAACACUUGGAUUCCUGCCUAUGAUGAUGAUGAUUUCUGUCUGCGUUUCAAAUGGUCAAGGCCUUCAAAGCUUAGUUCUCGGAGCUAUGCAACCAUAGAGUGGUGGAUCCCUGAAACAGUAAUCUCGGGCAUCUAUAGAUUAAGGCAUUUUGGUGCUUCGAAGAGCUUGUUUGGGUCAAUCAAACAUUUCACAGGCGCUUCUCAUGCCUUUGUCGUUUCUUGAUGAAUGAUGGUUUACGGCAGAAGGUAGGAGGUACUUGGUUUUCCACAAGCACGCUUUUUAUUUUUUCCAGGGUGAAAUACUCUUGUUCGGUAUGUUACCAAUCCAAAUCCAAUGUUACAUAGGAUUAAAGAUGGCUUUGGUAAACAGUUGUGAGUUAUUGCUUUUCAUGUAACUCCAGUUGAUGGCUUUGGUAUGAUCGUAAGGUGGGGUUUUUUUACGGUUUGAGAAAAUGGUGGUUAUUCACUAUCACUCAAGUUUUGAUCUGGGGCCUCUCACUUGGAUAAUCAGAUUCAAGAAAAAGGGUUUUUUUUCA